Messenger RNA from Peniophora sp. CBMAI 1063, 294 nucleotides. Lineage: Eukaryota; Fungi; Basidiomycota; Agaricomycetes; Russulales; Peniophoraceae. The record is from the annotation of a GenBank genome assembly.
AUGCCCCCCAAGAGAAAAGCUGCGGAAGUCGAUGCGGAUGCGCCUGCGAAGACGACGCGUAGCUCGGCGCGUUUGAAGGGUGGCGAGGUUGAUGAGUCUGAGUCUGUACCCGCGAAGAAGGCGCCUGCCAAAAGGGCCCCCGCGAAGAAGGCCACGAAGGCUAAGGAAGAGGUCGACGAUGAAGCUGCUGCGCCACCACCCGCGAAGAAGGCAAAGACGACCAAGGCCGCGGCGAAAGCACCCAAGGAGCCCGCAGCCAAGGCGUCCAAAACCAAGGCAGCAUCUUCUAAGUAA